This is a messenger RNA of Monomorium pharaonis (pharaoh ant), 2615 nucleotides long. RefSeq names its product classical arabinogalactan protein 9-like. NCBI's taxonomy places the organism in Eukaryota, Metazoa, Arthropoda, Insecta, Hymenoptera, Formicidae. Bases 35 to 487 code for a protein of 150 amino acids. The transcript has 2 exons. The record is from RefSeq and is a predicted model, not a curated record.
AAAUAUUCAUUAAAUAAAUAUUAAUUUCAGCAUCAUGGAGAUCGACGAAGAAGGGGAUGCAAUAAUAGUUAAUGCAGCUUCUCAAAUUGAGAAGCUGCACGUACAAGUCGCACCUGCAGCUUCUCAAUUUGAGAAGCUGCAACAAAUAGAUACGCCAAUGGUGAGGGCCUUGUCACCGCCGCAGCCAACAUCGGCGACACCACCGGCGGCAAGCCCACCACCAGCGACGAUCCCACUACCGCCGCUACCACCGCCGCCGCCGACGACGUCGGUCCCGCUGCCGACGGCCACACCAACAGCAUGGUCAUACCCAUGGGGGAUGGUAACUCCACCACCACCACCAUUAUCACAGCAGUCACAGCAGUCGACAAGACCUUCUCGAUGGCAACAAGCAGGAAGGGGCCGCAGGAGAGAAAGGGGCCGCGGAGAACAAUACAUACGAGGAAGAGGCCGCGGAGGACAAAAUAUUUAUAUUACUUAUAAAUAAAAAGGUAAGCAAUAUGGAUAUGAAUAUAAAAAUAUUGUUCUGUGACAAUAGCUACAAAACCAUCGAGGAAUUUCUUAAUCCGCAGCUACUGUCAUAUUACACUAUAAUUUUUAACAUGUAGAAAGUAACAUUUUUUAUUAUUGUUCCAGAUAUGUACAAGACUGAUGUCCCGAGUGCCCAGAGUUAAAAAUAACAAAUAUUUUAUUGUUUCAUAAAAAAAUACAAUAAAUACAGAGACAAUAAAUAUAAAAUAUUGCUUAUUUAUAAUUUAACCUUCCUAAUCCCUAUAAUUCCUUAUAAAAUGUAAAAUAAAUUAUAAUUAAAAUUUGUAAAACUUAUUAACUUAUAUAACUUAUACAAUUUAUAUAUAAUUUAGUUUAACCCUAAAAAACAAUUAUAUCCGAUAAAUCCCAUCAUUAAUUCCUUUCUAUCGAGAUACCCUGAUACACACUUCACGCUCAAAAAAUCUAUAUUAACCCACUGGGUAUUUAAAUAAUGAUAUUGAACUCGUCUAAUUUGCUCGCAAGCUAUUUUUUCCGCGCGGCCUUUUCUGCUUUCCGUUGCAUUCGCUCGAACUCCUUUAGCCUGCACCCGUAACUCCUUCAAUUUGCUCUUAAGAUGAGUCUUAGCUUCGCCGUAAACUCCCAAGGCCUUCAGCUCCUCCAAUUCCAAGCGUAACAAAUUAUUCCCAUUAAUAUUCUAUCAAUUUCUGUUAGUCCCAUUGGCACACCUAUUUAAAAAUUAGAAAGUUAUUAGAAACCAUUAGAAACAAAAAUAAAGUAAGAGAUAAAUAUUAAAAAGAAAUAACACAUUAAAUUAAAACCAAAGUCGCUUGGGUGAGCGGGUAAUCAAACUGUGCUUGAAUAUAUUGAUAAUGCAUGCAGAACGGAUCAAUAUAUUUUUAUACUAAAGAAAAUCAUGCGAUUAAAGCAAAAAUUUAAGAGAAUAAGGCACAAAAUUGUACUUAAAUAAAAAAUUUUGAAUGUGAUCUUUGUAGAUAUGAAAAUUAUUUCGGGAACAAAAUUUAAAUAUUUUCUUUUUAGUUUUUGAUUUGAUUAAAAGCCUUAUGUAUAUUUCUGUGCCUCCGUAUAUCCAGCUCACAUAAAAUGCAUAUAUAGCAGUUACUUUGGCAUCUAUAUAAACAUCUCCCCUUUUAUCAUGUCAUCAACAGGUCAGUUGGGUGAUACUAUAUAACCCAUAUAGCUGUUAUAGUUUUGGACAAGAUUUCACGUACUUUACCUACAAAAUCUAAAAAAGACGAUAUCUCUAAAAGCCAUAUAGUUGCAAUACGAUAUUUUUUUAAAAAAUAUAACACUGCAACUCUUACCUGGCUUGUUAUAAGAUAAUAGCAAAUAUUUGAAGAAUUAGAAAGUACACCUUUAAAUAAUCCUUUUGAUAUGAAUUGCUCUGCCAAUUCUCUAUAUGAUAAUUCAUUGUUGAAUUUAAAAGAUAAUAAAUCUUGAUGAAUCAUGUUUCUUCCUCUCUUUCUUUUAAUAUAACUGAAAUUUUAAACAUUACACAAAGUAUUACUCUUAUCUCAGAAUACUUAUUCUAUACAAAAAAUAAAACUUUUAUGUAACUUAUUUGAUCUUCAAACUAGGCACAGCUGUAUUUCCCUCCACAAUGUAACCACAAUGUGUAAUCCACAACAAUGUGCAAUUUUUAUCGCUGUAAAACCCACCAUGGAUUAAAAGCCAUCACACACGAAAUGAUCACUCUCGCUGUAUCUUUUCUUUAUUUCUCUCUCUCUCUCUCUCUCUCUCUCUCUCUCUCUCUCUCUCUCUCUCUCUCUCUCUCUACCUCCUUCCCUCUCUCAAAGUUCUUGUAUUCGAUGAUCUCAUCUCACGAGUACCUCAAACAAUUAUCAAUAUAAAGAAUAAUUCGCGAAACUAUCUGUACUGAGAGAAUGUCUUUUAAAAAACCAAGAUUUUAAGAGAGGUCAUCAAAGUUUUAAGAGGCAUGAUACUGAUUCGCUGUAAGUAAGUGUAUGUGUAACGUAAGAUAGUUGGAGACCAGAGAGAAACCUCUCCUCAGAGUCCUUCAACUGUCUCAUGUUGCACAUACACUUUGUUGUGAGCGAAACACUCACAACCAAUAAAUUUAUAUCAUAAAAUAAAGGAAAUAAAAU